CAGCAUCGGUGACAGCUGCCAGAGCUUUGCAGAUGCCUGGGCACUCUCGGUCGAGGAUCUCAAAAGAUUGAAUCCCGGAAUUACGUGCCCAGAUCUCGAUACCAGCAAGUCGUACUGCUUGGUGGGUACCGUCACCGACGAUCCGCCUAUGACCACCUCCACCCAGUCCCCGGCCACAUCGUCCUCCAAGCCGACCAGCACCCGGACCUCGACCAUCACCCUAGCCCCAUCUACCACUUCUCGCUCGACCAUUUCCUCCUCCCCUUCGACCACCACCACUCGCUCCGGCAAUGGUGUGACUACGCCACUCUUGGAUCCAAUCCGGCAUGGUCGGAAACUGCAACAAGUUCCAUUUUGUCGAAAAGGAUGAGACCUGUGACACCAUCGCGGCUCUCUACUCCAUCUCGGCGUCUCAGUUCCUCCAGUGGAACCCUGCAGCCAAAGCAGACUGCUCUGGCCUCUGGGCCUCAACGUAUGCCUGCGUGGGUAUCAUCGGAGGCACCCCGCCGGCAACCACGACGCGGGCUGGAAACGGCAUCACGACGCCUACGCCCGUGCACCCUGGCAUGGUGAGCAACUGCAACAAGUUUGCCUACGUCAACCCCGGCGAUACAUGUGAUGGCCUCGCCUCCUUGUACCACAUCUCGACUAGUGAUCUCGUCUCGUGGAAUGCUGGCAUCGGCGGGAAAGACUGCCGUAGCUUGCAAGCCAACACCUUCAUAUGCAUCGGUGUCACCGGAGGCACGCCUACGAGCACUGGAAAUGGCAUUCCGACACCCACCCCGACACAGUCGGGUAUGGUCAAGAACUGCAACAAGUUCGUCUACGUCAACCCGGGCGACACGUGUGCUGGCAUUGCCUCUAAGAACUCCAUCUCGGUCGAUAAUUUUGUUAAAUGGAAUGGCGGCGUUGGCGGGAAGGAUUGCCGUGGCCUGCAAGCCUACACUUACGCCUGUGUUGGCGUGAAGGGCUAAAGGGUAGGGCUAUAUGGGUACCUACCUUAUCUUAGGUUACUCAUCUUCUUAAAGAGACAAUGCGACUCUCCAAUAUCAUGAUACCUGGUAAACGUCCACCCGGCACCUUGGCAAGAUGCC
Messenger RNA from Thermothelomyces thermophilus ATCC 42464, 1094 nucleotides. RefSeq names its product carbohydrate-binding module family 50 protein. The transcript has 2 exons. NCBI's taxonomy places the organism in Eukaryota, Fungi, Ascomycota, Sordariomycetes, Sordariales, Chaetomiaceae. The record is from RefSeq and is a predicted model, not a curated record. The coding region runs from base 327 to 974 and encodes 215 amino acids.